AUGGACUCCGCCGGUUCGUCGAUUGUGUUUCAGGUGCGCAGCGGCUCGAAGGAGGUCAGUUUCUGCGGCUCGGAGAGCCCCGGCAACGCCCUGCACCUCCUCGACGACGCGGACAGUGACAGUGACUGGAGCUGCACCCUCGGCGCCACGCCGGCGCCGUCGCGGUCCCCCAACCGAGGGGAGCGGGACGGCACGCACGUGUCCGGCGAGGAGUUGCGAGUUUCACCCGUGCCGUCGUCACUCGUUGGGGGUGCCACCGCCGCGGCGCCCCCACGCAGGCAGCCACAACCUGCAGCAGCAGCGGCGGCGGUGCCAAGGCCGUUGCAGGGCAACUGUAGCAACGGGAGCAUGGCGGCGGCGCGUGGUGGCGGUCGAGGGCAGCGGGAACACCCCGGACAACGCGGCGGUGUGGCAAACACGCAGCUGCGCGACACGGUCGCCCCGGUGCCUGUCGUGGUCCCCGCGCCGAGUCGACUGGUGGAUGACAAGAUGGGCGGCUGCAUGGGCAACUGCGGGCUUAAGACUGCGUUCCCGUUUUUUAGAAACCUUCGCCGCAAGCUCGCAUCAAAGAAGAAAAGGAAGAGUAAAGAGGGCGAGGCGGGCAGUGGGUAUGUAGAGGUGCCUGCAGAAGCGACGACGAGGGUAGAGGAAGUGGCAGUGCCGGCGGAUGCCCCACGGCUCAUCCCCGGCGAGGCUCCGUCGCCUUCCGCCGCCGCUGCGUCUGAGCGCAAGGAGGCGUGCGACGACCCGUUGAGGCCGGAGCCACGUGCGAGCUGUACAGAAGUGGAGAGGGACCGCGGGGAACCGCGAGUUCCCGACGCUGCGGCACCGCCUGCUCCGACGCACGGUGGCGCAGCAAAGGGGAAGGAUGUUUCCGAGACACAGGAGGCGGAAAGGCAGGAAGGGACCGGCGGCAGCAGUGCGGAGGAGAAUAUAGAGCAAGCGAGCACAGCCGCCAAAGCCUUGCCAUCGUUAGAGGCAACACCGCCGUUAGCCGCGUCGCCGUCUACCGUGAGCCCGUCACUCAACCUUCCCAGCGUAUCGCCGCUGCGGGAGGCGGAAGCGGUGGGGGAGGGACUCGCAACGCCGAUUUGGCACGCGGACGGGGACUCCGUGCAGGAUGCCGUCCCCCUCCGCUUUGAAUUCGAGGGGCUGGAGGGAGUGGCGGACAAGGAAAAGGAAAAGGAGACGGAGGAAGACGGCAGUGAGCUGGCGUCCCCUCACUGCCUCCCCUUCGCCCCGCUGGAGGGCGAGGCGGCGGGGCUGCCCGGCACCCCCGUCCUCGUCAUCCCCGUCGCAGAGCACUGCGUGCCCUCGCCCUCCACGGCCACCGGGGCCUCCGCGAGCCCCGCCACCAAGACGACGACGGAGGAAUUCCGGCGAGAAGCGCCGGUUGGCGCAUUCAGUCUGGAGGCACGCGAUAGUGGCCGGGAGGCUAAAUGCCUCUUGGCGGGGGCCGCAGGAACGCCCACGCGUGCGACACGGCGGAGCAUGAGCGGCAAGCGUGCUGCCUCGCAUGCCACAACCUCAGCGCUUUUUGUGAGUGGAAGCACGGGCACGACGCACACGACCCAGCGGCAGGGGAAGUUAGGAGUGGACGAAGAGCAAGCGAAUGAUGGCGGUAGGAGGAAGAGCAACGGAACGAGGUCGCCAGCGGCGGUGAAGGCGGCCUCGGCAGGCAGCCACGCGGCCUCGUCUCCCUCCACGGGGCGCACCGCCAGCAGGUCGGUUGUACGACGGGCGCUGCAGCAGCAGCAGCAACAACGGCGAGAGAGCAGCAGGGCCGCCGCCGCCGCCGCCGCCGCCGCCGCCCGACAGGCGGUAGCGGCGAGGAGGAGUGUGCCAAAGUCACGGAGGACGGCAAGGCCGGCGGAGGUCGAGGCCUCAAUAAGAGGCGAAAAGGGCGCUGAGCUGCAGGUGAAUAACAGGGACGGCAGCAAUAGUUCUCGUGAGGGGAGUGGUGUUUCUCCUGGUGGGGGUUCGUACGCAAGGCUAGCUGAGAAGCGGCGGGAAUACAUGCAGGCGGCAAAGUUCGCGGCCACCACCUACAGUACCGCCACCAGUCAUAGCAGCAACGAUGGGAACAGGCAGAAGGUGCCUACUGGCAGGCCAACAUGUUCCGCCUUCCGAGAACCCGCCGCCGGGGUAUGCCUCUCGCAGGAGAUGCUGCAGGAGGGGGAUGCAGCCUACUGGCGGCGCCUGGCUGCUCUGCUGCGGGCGACUGAGAAGAGAGGGGAAGGGCAAACGGAGGUCGUAGCGGUGGGGCGCCUAAUUGGGACGCUGGCAGCCCGGCGUUCCCCCUACGCCGGGCUCACCUGGCGGGAGUUUAAGGCGCAGUUUUACCUGAGUAAUAGUUUCUCGCUGGGGGCCUCCUCCCCGCCUUGCGCCAAAGGCACCGAGCCGACAACCGAGACGUGGGAGGAUGUUCUUCUGCAGCUCUCCAAACUACUUCGGCCGUCGUGCGCCGCCUGCGGUCCCGACGCCCGUGAGUUGUGGAUGUUGCAAUUACUCUCCAGCGGCGGAAAGGAGUGGACUCUGCGGCAGCCUUCGCGGGAGUGGCUCUACGAGUCCGUCCCGCCCCUCACACAGAGGCCCUCCUCCGCCACCCCACUGCGGCCGCGGCCGACGUCGGCGUCACCCCUGCACGAGGACGCGUGUGGGAGCGGGGAGGCGUCGCACGCCUCGCAGCGCGGGACGACGGCGCGUGCGCUGGAGCACCACAGCCGUGCACCGGACACGGACUGCCUGCACGACGUCGAGGCCACGCCGCACGCGGCGCACCCGCCAGGUGGCUCCACCGGCGACAAGAGCGACAGUGCGGGCGGGACCCUCGCGCAGACCGUCGCCGCCAGGCCGGUUGCGGAGAGGGACUCGGACUCCUCCCGCCACUCCCCGUCGACGACGGCCGACGCCGCGGCGCAGCAGCAGCCGGGCGCCUCGUGUGCGCCGUCGCCCUGCGAACACGCCUGCCUUGACCCGGAGGCGAUUCGUAGAAGAAUGGCCGAGCUCGACGAGAUGCUCGCGCGGCACGAGGAGGAGGAGGAGGAGGAAGUGGAGGGCGUCGAGAGUCGUCUGGCGAAUGGCUGCGCGAGCACGACGGCACUUCUCCCGUCGGCUGCGGAGCUCGUCUCUGCCGCCGCCGGCGGCGUUGACAAGCCCCAUGACGUGGACGGCGGCAGAGCGCGGGGGGCGGCGGCGGCGGUGGGGGAAGAAGACGCCGCCACUCGUAUGGGCGAGCGAUGGCGUCUGCAGGAGCGGUUGUUGGCCCUCGCCGCCGAGCGAAGCAUGUUGGCGGAUCAGCUGCGCAUAUUCGCCACCUACGAUGAGGCAAAGAGGCAGUGCAGGAAGCCGAGGCCUGUGCGCGGGGCGCGGCCGCCGCAGGCAGAUUCCGCCCCCGCAGCCUAG
Molecule: messenger RNA, 3405 nt
Organism: Trypanosoma conorhini
Lineage: Eukaryota; Euglenozoa; Kinetoplastea; Trypanosomatida; Trypanosomatidae
Exons: 1
Coding region: 1-3405 (1134 amino acids)
Source: RefSeq, a predicted model, not a curated record